AUCAACCUCAAGAAAGUUGUUUUAUUUGUCUAAUCAUAGACAAAAGUUGGCGACCGUGACAGGACGACUGCAAUCUUCAAGAACAUUCGAUCGCCGUGGCCGGGCGCAGCGGAAUUUUCCAUUCGAGGGCGUGGCCGGGUGCAGCGUUCUACGUGGACUCAUAAUCAGGGGAGUGCCUUUCCUUUUUCCAUAUCCCUCUUCAUUUUGUGUAUAAAGUGUGUUUAAUUUCAAGUAAGUGAAACUGCUAUUGCCUAAAACCGCGAUAAGUUACUUGCAGACAUAAUCAUAAUUUGCUAGUGCUUAUACGGUACAUAAACGUCACUUGAUUGAUGUUUGGGUAUUUAUUUUGCUAUUUAUUUUUGCUAUUUAUAUAAAAUUGCACGACGCAUAAGGGUUAGUCAUCAAAAUACGAGCCUUUUCUUGAGCAUUUGUGCAAUAAACAUUUCACGUCAUCAUCCUACAUAAAAUAGUGUUUUCUUUCAUUAUAAACACUGGAUAUGAUAUUUAAAACUUAUUCUAAUUACAUAGCCCGUCUUCAUUAUACGUGUUAAAUUAGAAUAAAUUUAUUACGCCUUCAAGUCUCAUACAUUGCAAUUUGCUAAUAUAUUCAUAAAAUAAUUACCUACUUAUUUACGUUAAUAUUAUUGGCAACCAUUAAAUUAUACAAAUAUUAUUGUGCACUCCAUCAUAUUGCUUUUGCUUAAAAUUUAAAGCACUUUAAGUACGCCGUUGAUAUACGUUUUUAUGCUUCAAAAAUCAUAACUAUAAGGCAACUGUCGCCGACGCUCACACGCUCACGUUAUAAAACUAUAGUCGAAAUUCUUCAUUGCUUAAUAAACUUAAGCUAAACUUUAUUUCCUCCUGUGCUUAACAUAUUGUAUACGUUUAAUUAAAUCGAAAAUUUGCCGAACAUUCCAGCUAUCACGACAACUGCGCGUGACAUUGUAUCGGGAGGCCGGCUCCACGAGCUUACACCGUAGUGAUCGCCGUGUGGCCGCCUAUUACACCGCGCAGUGUGGAACGAAUAUUUCAUCACAAAAUUCAGUGGUUUGAUACAAAGUAUUUAUUGGCUUAAUUUAUUAUUUGUACUAAUAUAAAAUGUCUGAAAAUGAUAACGUUAGCAAGUCAGAUGCGGAACAAAUACAAUUUAGCGAUUUAAUCAUAAUGCGAGGUUCGUUAAAGGGACGUUUAACAAAAUUUAAAAAUUUUAUUGAAACUUUAAAUAAAAUACCUGUAGAAAAUAUUUCUAGUUUGCAAAUUAAAGAAUUAAAUGCCCGUUUGCUCAAAAUUGAAAAGGUUUUUGAUGAAUUUGAUAGGAUUCAAUCAAAAUUAGAAAUCGCUACUGACGUUCAAACUCAUCAUGAUGAAAGGGACUUAUUUGAGACUCAAUUUUUUAUUUCUACGUCAUUAGCUCGUGAGAUUGAAGAGUCAUACACAAAUUAUAUUACUAAAUUCAAUAAUAAAGACAACGACGCAGCUAGUGAACGUUCUUGUAAUUCAAGACGGUCUUCAACAAGUAGUUGCAAUCAUUUGAAUAAUAUAAGGCUACCAACAAUUCAAUUACCCACCUUUGACGGAAAUUACUUAAAUUGGUUAGAAUUUAGGGAUACAUUUGAUUCUUUGAUAAAUUCUGUAGAUUCAAUUCCAAACAUUAAUAAAUUUCAUUAUUUGAGAUCGUCACUUGAAGGCAGCGCUACAGUUGUUAUAAAAUCCAUUGAAUUUACAUCUGAAAAUUACAAGGUGGCAUGGAAAUUGCUUUGUGAAAGAUAUGAUAACAAGAAGAUCUUAAUUAACAAUCAUCUUAAAUCUUUGUUUGGUAUUGAAUCAAUUACUCGAGAAUCUUACAAAGCUAUUCGAUGUUUGAUUGAUCAAGUUUUAAAAAAUUUACGCGCACUUGAAACCUUAGGCCAACCUACAACACAAUGGGAUGUUCUUAUCAUUUACAUCAUGUGUACAAAAAUUGAUACCAUUACUUUAAGAAAAUGGGAAGAACAUAAAAAUAAUUCUUCUGAUGAAGUACCUUCAUUAACAGACUUCAUUACCUUUUUGCGUAGUCGUGCCGAUGUUUUAGAGACAAUGAUUGUUAGUAGGAACGAGAAGCGUGAUGAUCAUAACAAAUCAUCAUCUUCAUAUUAUAAGAAAUCUGACGACAACAAACCGUUGUAUCAGCAUAAUAAACAUACUAAAAGUUUCGUCACUUCUUCUAACUCAAAACGUAUAUUUUCUUGUCCAUCAUGCAACCAAAAACAUAAAAUAUUUGAUUGUGUUGAUUUUAAAAAAUUAUCUCCUGAAGAAAAAACAAACAAGGCUAAACAGCUUCAACUCUGUCUCAACUGUCUCCAACGAGGCCACGUUGUUGAUGAUUGUCGAUCAGGCGCUUGUAGAAUCUGUAAACAGAAGCAUAAUACUUUAUUACAUCAAACUCCUCAAAAUAUUAGUGAUCAGUCUAAUAAUACGAAAAACUUUAGUCAUACAUCUGCCGCUUUAUCAGCUAAAUCUACAGGACAAGUGCUCUUAGGUACUGCUUUGGUGAAAAUAAUCGAUCCUGAAAACAAUAAUACCUACAUAGCCCGUGCUGUGCUGGAUGGAGGGAGUCAAUCUUGUCUGAUGACUGUAAACCUGAAAAAGAAAAUGGGGUUAGUUAGUCGUGAUCCCGAUACCUUAAUAAUAUCGGGUAUUAACAACAUGCAAGUUCCCAUUUCAGAGAGUUGCGAUAUAAAAAUCAGUUCGUUAUUAACUGCAUUUCAUACAAACCUAAACUGUCUAGUAGUGCCUGAGGUCACAGGCCAAUUGCCUAAUUUCCCCAUCGAUGUAGUAAGCUUAAAUUUACCUAACGACAUCCAAUUUGCUGAUCCUAAAUUUCAUACCCCAGCAGAUGUGGAUAUUUUAUUGGGAGCGGACAUAUUUUAUGAUCUCCUAAUUCCUGAACAGAUUUCACUAGGUGUUAAAAAGCCUAUCCUUCAGAACACUAAACUUGGCUGGAUAUUAGCCGGUCGUAGUUACUACAAACCUUAUAAUAGAAUCCCUCACAAAAUUCAUUGCAAUUUUACAAAACAAAUCAGUGAAGACCUUGCAAAGUUUUGGGCUUUAGAGGAACUUCCUUCUUCAAAAUUUUCAGCCACGACUGACGAGCAAUUUUGUGAGGAACAUUUCCUUAAAAAUACAAAGCGUUUGCCUAGUGGCAGAUUUUCCGUAUUAAUGCCUCUUACCGAGACACCUGAAACUGCACUAGGAGAUUCAUAUAACAUGGCUGCCAAGCGUUUUUAUAAUUUAGAAAAAAAGCUAAAUAAAGAUCCUGAACUCAAAGAGAUGUAUUGUAAAUUUAUACACGAAUAUGAAGCUUUAGAUCACUUGACAAAAAUUGAUAAACCUAAAUUCGGUAACUAUAUACCUCAUUUUGCAAUUUUUCGGGAAGGUAGUGAAACAACAAAAUUACGUGUCGUUUUUGACGCAGCUGCAAAAACGUCGUCAAAAAAGUCCCUAAAUGACAUUCAGUGCAUUGGACCCGUAGUCCAAGAUGACUUGUUCAACGUUCUCAUUAGGUUCCGUCAGCAUAAGUUUGUAUUAACGGGAGAUAUACAGAAAAUGUAUCGUCAAAUUGAGAUACAAGAACCCCAACGUAAUUUACAAUUGAUUUUGUGGAGAGAUAACGACUCUAAGCCGCUUGAAGUUUUACGUCUUAACACGGUGACUUAUGGAACUGCAUCAGCACCUUUCCUAAGUACUCGUUGUCUCUUGCAGCUUUCUCAUGAAUGCUCAGAUCCUAUUAAAGCUGAAAUUAUCAAACGAGAUUUUUACAUGGAUGAUCUUUUGACAGGGGCAGAUAGUCAAGCAGAACUAGCUUACAUCCUAAAGAACGUAGUAGAUCAGUUAGAUUCGUCAUGCUUCCCAUUGCAUAAAUUUCGUACUAAUUGUACCCAAAUUUUUUCGGAAUCUACAAACACAAAUCCUCUUGAUUUAGAUAAAAAGUCUAGCGUGUUAGGUGUGUCGUGGUCUCCUGAAACAGAUACACUGAAUUUUUCUAUAAACAUAAAUGAUAACACAAAUAAAAUCACAAAACGCAUAAUUUUAUCGGAAACCUGUAAAAUUUUUGACCCGCUCGGCUUACUCAGUGCGUGCACUAUAACACUGAAAGUAUUGUUGCAAAAGUUGUGGCUACAAAACUUAACUUGGGAUGAAAGUGUACCAGAAGACAUAAAGAAAAUUUGGUUAAAAACGAGUCACAAUUUGCACGCACUACAUUCAGUGUCUAUACCUAGACACAUACUACCUACAACUUAUACCACUUGUGAACUUCAUUGCUUUGUUGAUGCCUCGCAGGAUGCGUAUGCUGCGUGUGUUUAUGUCCGGGCGGUGAAUAAUGAUUACGUAACAGUGAGCCUUCUAUGUGCAAAGACUCGAGUUGCACCUAUUAAGACUCUUACUAUACCUCGUCUCGAGCUAUCAGCAGCUUUACUGGGCGCUCGUCUUGUAGCAAAAGUCAGUGAAGCCCUCCGUUGCCCUAUUAAUAAAAAACUUUUUUGGUCUGAUUCUACCGUCACCCUAGGAUGGAUAAAAACACAAACUAAAAAUCUUAAAACAUUUGUAUGUAACCGAGUGAAUGAAAUACACGAACUUACAGAUAGGGACUCUUGGAGGCACGUUCCAACUAAUCUGAACCCUGCUGAUAUGGCAUCUCGAGGAGUAGAUCCGGGUUAUCUGAUUAAUUGUUCCAUGUGGUGGGAAGGUCCGGAUUACUUAAAAAAUAUGGAGGAAUCCCAAUGGCCUGAAAUUCCUAACACUAAAAUAAUAUUACCUGAAUUAAAAGCUUUACCUACCUUAUCUAAACUUAAAAAUGAAGAAAAUUCUGAAUUCGUAAGAUUUGAAAAAUACUCAAGUGCAUUAAAAUUAAAAAGAAUAUUUGCGUUUGUAUUAAGAUUUAUAAACAACACAAAAAGCAAGAAUAAUAAAUAUACUGGACCUCUAAAAGAAGAUGAACUAAAUAAAUCACUUACCUUAUUGAUAAAAUCUGCACAAUUGAUUUCUUUUGAAACUGAAAUAAACCUAAUAAAAAAUAAAAAAUUACUUACCUCGUCAAAUUUAGCUCAGCUUUCUCCAUUUCUGGACGAAAAUUCCAUUUUGAGAGUAGGUGGUCGACUCGACAAUAGCUCUUUUACUUUUGAGAAAAAGCACCCUAUACUGCUUGAUGGAAAACAUCACUUUACGAAACUAUUGAUGCGAGCGGAGCACUUGCGCUCUUUGCACGCUGGCCCUCAAUUGCUCUUGGCUGGUUUUCGGGAUCAGUUUUGGCCUCUCGGGGGGAGGACCCUCGCGCGUAAAAUAGUACGUCAGUGUGUAAUAUGCACAAGAUUUCGAGGCAAAACUAUGGAGCCAUUGAUGGGCCAGUUGCCGUCUACCAGAGUCACACAGAAUUACCCUUUCCAAAUUUGUGGAACUGAUUUUGGAGGGCCAUUCCUUAUUUCGUCUAAAAUCGGCCGCGGGAAUCGCAUUUCAAAAUGUUAUUUAUGUAUUUUCGUCUGUUUUUGUACUAGGGCAGUUCAUUUAGAGAUUGUUAGUGAUUUAAGUAGCAACGCCUUUAUUUCCUGCCUCCGCAGAUUUAUUUCACGUAGAGGAAAACCGAGUCAGAUAUUGUGCGAUAAUGCAACUAAUUUUGUGGGUGCCAAUAAUGAAUUAAAGAAAGCAUUGCAGUCAAGCAUUAAUUCAAUAUAUAAUUUUACAGCAGAGGAAGGCAUUAAGUUUAUUUUCAACCCCCCUUAUUCCCCUACUUUUGGCGGGCUAUGGGAAGCAGGUAUAAAAAGCGCAAAGUUUCACCUUAAAAGAGUUGUAGGUAAUGCAAGUUUGACGUUCGAGGAGUUGAGUACGCUUUGUACACAAAUAGAAGCUGUCCUCAACUCCCGACCCAUAACUCCUCUAUCUUGUAACCCCAAUGACCUCUCUCCCCUUUCCCCAGGGCACUUCCUGAUCGGCCGUCCACUGACAUCAUUGCCGUCGCCUCCUGCUGCUACAGAGAGAAAAAUUAAAACCAGAUACCAAUUGAUAGAAUCCUUAAGAGAAAGUUUCUGGAAGAGGUGGCAUAAUGAAUACCUAUCAGAACUUCAGAAGAGAACGAAAUGGCGCUCGCCUUCAGACCAAAUAAAGGAAGGAUCUAUGGUCGUUUUCAAGGAGGAUAACCUGCCGCCCAUGAAAUGGCGAAUAGGAAGAGUGCACCGGUUAUACCCUGGCAGAGAUGGGAUCUGCCGGGUUGCGGAUUUUAUAACAGUCAAGGGACUUCAAAGACGCGCAUUAAAUAAAGUGUGCCUCCUGCCACACGAAAAUUCAUUGGAAGAAUCCUCGAGCCAUGAAGACAACGCGGCUGUCUCUUCAGCUCCUUCCAACGGCCCCCCAGGAUGUCUACGACGCUAAAGAGGUCAGGCGCGGGGCAGCGGGGCGGCGUGCGGCGAGUGGCGGCGCAAGCGACGGCGGCGGGGAGGCGCGGGAGCGGGGUACCGCGGCUCGCGGCUCGAGGGCCCGUGGCCGGCACUCAUCAAAUCGCGAGCGUCGGCGACAGUUGUUUUUCUUUGUCUAUUUUUGAUUAUUAAUAUGUACUUAAAGUUUGCAUACAUGUUUUUCUGUAUUAUCAUAACGAAGUAAUACAUGAUCAACCUCAAGAAAGUUGUUUUAUUUGUCUAAUC
Molecule: messenger RNA, 6671 nt
Organism: Colias croceus (clouded yellow)
Lineage: Eukaryota; Metazoa; Arthropoda; Insecta; Lepidoptera; Pieridae
Exons: 1
Coding region: 1099-6402 (1767 amino acids)
Biological process (GO): DNA integration
Molecular function (GO): nucleic acid binding
Source: RefSeq, a predicted model, not a curated record